Molecule: messenger RNA, 480 nt
Organism: Mycena indigotica
Lineage: Eukaryota; Fungi; Basidiomycota; Agaricomycetes; Agaricales; Mycenaceae
Product: SHSP domain-containing protein
Exons: 3
Coding region: 19-480 (153 amino acids)
Biological process (GO): response to heat; response to hydrogen peroxide; response to salt stress
Source: RefSeq, a predicted model, not a curated record
ACAACUACCACUGUCGCAAUGUCCGUCUUCUACUACGAUCCCUUCGCCCACUUCGAGCGCCUCUUCGACGACGCCUUCCGUUCACGCAACACCACCCAGCAACUUAGCCUCCCCACCUUCAAGUUUGAGGGGAACGAGACUGUGCAGGCGUUCAGACCCAAAAUGGAUCUCCACGAGAACACCGAAUCUAACACCGUAACCGCAACCUUCGAGCUGCCAGGCGUCAAGAAAGAGGACGUGCACAUCGACACGCUCCCCGGCCGCCUCCGCACCUCCGCCGAAUCCAAAAUCUCGGAGGAGCACGAAAGGGACGGGUACGCGAUCCGUGAGCGCCGCUUUGGCAGGUUUUCGCGCACGCUGCAGCUGCCCAAUGGCGUCAAGGAAGAGGACAUCAAGGCGAGCAUGGAGAACGGCGUCUUGACAGUCACGUUCCCCAAGACCUCUUCCGAGCAGACCCCAAAGAAAAUCACGGUUGCUUGA